GUCGUCUUCGACCAUGCUCAAAAUAUAGGUCUGGUACAACACAGACGCUAGUGAUGAAACUUAAAGAGUUAGAGAGUUGUCUUCAGCAAGUGGACGCAUUUGAAGAGCCGAAAAUCCUUCUAGAGCAAUAUCCAACCAGUCCUCAUAUAGCAGCAUGCAUGCUUUACACAAUCCACAAUACAUUUGAUGACAUUGAGGGUAAACUAGUGGCAGAUCUGGGAUGUGGCUGCGGCGUCCUCAGCAUUGGGGCUGCGAUGCUUGAUGCAGGUUUAUGCGUUGGCUUCGACAUCGACGACGACGCACUGGACAUAUUCAGAAGAAAUGCAGAGGAAUUUGAGAUUUCUAACGUGGAUCUGGUCCAGUGUGACCUGUGUUCCCUGGAGCCGGAUUCUUAUGCCAAAAAGUUUGACACUGUAAUAAUGAAUCCACCAUUUGGGACAAAACACAACCAAGGAAUGGACAUGCAGUUCCUAAAGGCAGCCUUGACAAUGGCAAAGACAGUAGUGUACUCACUUCAUAAAACAUCAACACGAGAGCACAUACAAAAGAAGGCUAAUAACUGGGGAGUAAAGAUGGAAGUAAUAGCGGAACUAAGAUACGACUUGCCAGCGUCUUACAAGUUCCACAAAAAGAAAUCGGUUGACAUCCAGGUGGACUUCCUACGAUUCUCCAAAGCCUGAAGUUUUCACUGGAAUGGAUUUAAUGUGUCUCUGCAUUUUCACUGUAU
Seriola dumerili (greater amberjack) is the source of this 727-nucleotide messenger RNA. RefSeq names its product methyltransferase like 5 (gene mettl5). The transcript is spliced from 7 exons. NCBI's taxonomy places the organism in Eukaryota, Metazoa, Chordata, Actinopteri, Carangiformes, Carangidae. Gene Ontology annotation, biological process: rRNA methylation. Gene Ontology annotation, molecular function: rRNA (adenine-N6-)-methyltransferase activity; nucleic acid binding. The record is from RefSeq and is a predicted model, not a curated record. The coding region runs from base 54 to 680 and encodes 208 amino acids.